UUCCUUUAAAGCGCGAUCUGUUUGAUUGUAUCGGAAGAUCGAACUUAAUUUAAUAUCGCCGGGUUUAUGCGGGAAUCGCCGACACGUAGCUUGCUUAGAAUGUAAAAAAGCUACAUUCACGUGUGUUUAAACUAAGCUAUUUUCAUUUGGUUUUACUUUAGCUAAACCCUAGACCUAGACAAACUAUGCACAAAGGGCGAUGACAAGUUGGCGGUGUGAGUGGAAACAGAAGCAUUGUUCAUGUGGCUGAACAAGAACAACACCUCACAGCUAACGUGGAAAGAAAUGGAUCUCGGUGCUUGAACAGAGGGUUCAGAUUCCAAGUAAACACUGAGAGCCUUAUCGCAAGGGCUCAGCACGUGCACGUUGCCGUGAGUAAGUGACACGUCCCCGUGGAUCUUGCUGUGGACUCCUGCCCCGCCAAGUGAUGUUCAAAGCUUAUCUCAGUCAACCGGAUUGAGUAUUAUAGCUAAUUACUGACCUGAUAAUGUUAACAAGUUAAUAUAGAUGCUAAAUGGCAGGCCAAUGUUAGCUAAUGAACUAUAAGGCAAGUUAACAAAGAAACCAGUUUAACCUAUAAAACGUAGCAGCUAUCCAGUGAGCCUUCCUCUCUCAGUCACUCUUGGAGGACUGUUGCUGAGGUCUGGUAUGGCUGUUCGGGGAGGAUGUGGGUUCAGGUCGGAGAUGGCCCCUCUGCAGUAGCUGUGUGUUGUGGACAGCUGGUCCUGGCAGUCCUGUAUGGCGUGCCCGGUCCAGUUCCUGUGCAGGGGGCUGCGCACUGUUGGAUUAGUUCUUCUCUACUAUGUCUUCUCUAUAGGCAUCACAUUCUAUAACAAAUGGCUAAUGAAGGGCUUCCAUUACCCCCUCUUCAUGACUUUAGUUCACCUCACCAUCAUCUUCUGUCUGUCAGCUCUGACACGACAGGCUGUGCAGUGGUGGACAGGGAAACCUCGUGUUACUCUGAGGUGGAAAGAGUACCUCAGAAAAGUAGCACCCACAGCCAUCGCAACAGCGCUGGAUAUCGGACUUUCCAAUUGGAGCUUCCUCUUCAUCACCAUUAGCCUGUAUACCAUGACCAAGUCCUCAGCAGUGCUGUUUAUCCUGUUUUUCUCUCUGGUCUUUAAACUGGAGGAGCCGAACCCAUUUCUGAUCCUGGUGGUCCUGUUGAUCUCCUGCGGUCUCUUUAUGUUUACCUUUGAGUCGACCCAGUUUAACCUGGAAGGCUUUAUUCUGGUGCUCCUAGCAUCCUUCAUAGGGGGGAUUCGAUGGACCCUCACUCAGGUCCUCACGCAGAAAGCAGAGCUGGGCCUUCAAAACCCAAUAGAUGCCAUGUACCACCUCCAACCUCUCAUGUUCCUUGGGCUCUUUCCCCUCUUCCUGUUUAAUGAAGGGCUGAGCCUCAGCACCUCAGAGAAGUUAUUCCGGGUGACGGAGCUCUCGCCUCUCCUGUAUUCCCUCUUCACAUUAAGCAUCGGCGGUUCACUGGCCUUUGGUUUGGGCUUCUCUGAGUUCCUGCUGGUCUCCCGAACCUCCAGCCUCACCUUAUCCAUAUCAGGGAUCUUUAAGGAAGUGUGUACUCUGCUUUUAGCCACUUUUCUGAUGGGAGACAAAAUGAGUAUGCUUAACUGGCUGGGAUUCGCUGUGUGUCUGUGUGGUAUUUCAUUACACGUGGGACUCAAGACAUAUUAUUCCAAAAAUAAGGGUCCUUCUUUAAGGCAGCUCAAGAGUAAGAGCCCAGAACUCGAGCUGCCGUUACUGCAGCGAAAUGGGGAUGAAAAUAAGGACUCGGCUACUGAUGAAUGUGAUGAUGAAGAAGAAGAAGAGAUCACUCUACACUGACAGGACUCGGACACGGUCUCCAUGCUGCACAUUCCUUCCCUACUCUUGUGUUAGAUGGUUCGAACAGUGAUGUCAGAGAAGUGUUUCCAGGUUUGGGACUCUUUGUCCCCACCACGAGUCACAGUCUGGCUCAGGGCCUCCUUAUGGGCUCUAUAUUUACAUGAUACUUUAAACGUGGCACAGUUGAUAACAUUUUACCUUCAAAAUGUAGCAGAUGCAUGCAUGCAUUAACAAAGCACGAAUGUGUGGAGAGCAAAGGAGUAAACUCCAGCUUUAACAGGACACUUUGGCACCUCGACUCUGGUGGAUCAGUUCUCCGUCAGCUCUGCAGUGAACACAUAUUCACACACCAUUUCAUAUAUUUGACCGCUGACAAAUUAUUAUGGAUAAUUUAUUUCAUGGACAAAUGCUGAUGAGGCAGAGUGCAAACUUUUAUAUUAUAAGUUAUUGAUGGUAAAAAUGGAUUACUGUGCUUCCUUUGAUUCUUAUUUCUUUGGUUGGCUUUGUAAUUAGAUUUAGAUAAUGAAAGACUGCAGGGGUUCAGUGAAUUAAAUCCUGAGGUUACUUUUUAGUUUAGUCAGUUAACUGCCAUCAAAAUUUCAUUUUAAAAAAAUUUAUUGUUUUGCGUUCUUUGGGGCUUCGGGUUUUUUUUCCAAUUAACAAUCCCAAACUCAGAGAUAAUCAGAUUGAUUUUGUAUUGUUUGAAUCAGCUGUUUAAUGCAUGAAGGUCUCUGUAUGUCAGAGAUCUCAAUAAUGAUAAAGUACUAAACAUUACAAAGACACUAGUCAGCUUUUACAGAGCUCAGAUUGAUGUCAGGACUUUUGCUUAAAAUUCGAACUUUGCUAAUGGAGUUAAAAUAUUCAUUGAUUGCAUAUUUUAAUGUGUUGAGUUGAAGAGUGUUUAUUGAAUUGGACAAUAAUUGUCUACAGGCUUUUUGAGUCAUAAUUUGAUUUGUCAUGAAUAGUGAAACUGACCUUUAAUGUGCCUUAUAAACAGAUGGAAGGAACUAUUUUAAUAACUGAUGAUGAUUUUGUUAGAGUUUAAAGCCAUUUCUAAAUGUUUGUUUUUGUUUUUUUUGUCAUGAUUUUCUUUAAAUGCAGUGUUGUUUGAGUGUUAUUUCAGAAAAUAAACUAAAAAUUGGUUUUCGUUA
Oreochromis aureus is the source of this 2990-nucleotide messenger RNA. It is a transcript of the gene slc35h1, whose product is annotated as solute carrier family 35 member C2. Gene Ontology annotation, biological process: UDP-glucose transmembrane transport. Gene Ontology annotation, molecular function: antiporter activity. Bases 739 to 1839 code for a protein of 366 amino acids. The record is from RefSeq and is a predicted model, not a curated record. The transcript has 10 exons. NCBI's taxonomy places the organism in Eukaryota, Metazoa, Chordata, Actinopteri, Cichliformes, Cichlidae. Gene Ontology annotation, cellular component: Golgi apparatus; cis-Golgi network; endoplasmic reticulum-Golgi intermediate compartment.